This is a messenger RNA of Heterocephalus glaber (naked mole-rat), 4415 nucleotides long. It is a transcript of the gene Zmat1, whose product is annotated as zinc finger matrin-type 1. NCBI's taxonomy places the organism in Eukaryota, Metazoa, Chordata, Mammalia, Rodentia, Bathyergidae. The record is from RefSeq and is a predicted model, not a curated record. Gene Ontology annotation, molecular function: zinc ion binding; nucleic acid binding.
GUGGAGUUGUACGCACCUCACCCGCGCUGUGCGAAGGCACUGGGUCGCUGGCAGAGGAGUCUUACCCUCAGGAAGCUACCGUCUCUACCGCCUCUUCCUCCUCCUAGGCCGCCUUCAGCGGCAGCAGCCGGCGGUGGCGGAGGCAGGGCUUACACUUGCCUCCUCCGCUACCUCCACCUCCGACUGCCAGCCUGCGUAGCGACGGCGGCGGCGGCCGCGGCUCCGGCUCCGCUAUGUCGGCGGCGGGGAGGGGGGGCAGUAGUUUUAAAGUAGACACUCGCCCUUGCCUCAGAGAAGAUGCCACUUGGAAUGAAGAAGAAAAGACUGAACUUUUUACAGAUAACUUUUGUCAAGUAUGUGGAGUGGUGCUGCAGUUCAACUCACAAAAGAUUUCACAUUAUGAGAGUGAAAAACAUGCUCAGAAUGUUAGACUUUAUUUUCAAAUGCAUGGGGAACAAAAUAAAGUACGUAGUAAGAAAAUGAAGAUACAUGUUAGGAAUUUUAAGGUACAUAGGACUGAAGAACUGGACAGAGAUAAAUUUUGUGACCUCUGCAACAUGAUUUUUAACUCCUCAGUUGUUGCUCAGUCUCACUAUAUGGGGAAGGUUCAUGCUAAAAAACUGAAGCAAUUAACAGAGAAACGUAAUCAGGUACCUCCAUCAGCAUUUCAGCCAGAAAUGGAGUCAACUUUCCUGAAGCUCCUUGCUGUUAAGCCUCCUCCAAGUAGAACUGUGCCAUCCUCUUCGGGCAGUGCUCUGCAUUUGAAUAAUCAAAGCACAUAUUGCAAACUCUGUCCUGCUUCCUUUAAUAGUCCAGUAAUGGCCCAACAGCAUUAUGCUGGGCAAAAACACAAAAGAAAUGAAGCUAGGAAGAGGUUUAUAGACAAGAUAAGAGAGAAACAUCUUCCACCAAGAUCAAAUGCACAUGCAUUAAAUAUGAGAACCUAUGUUUGCCGUAUUUGUAGAAUCACCUUUACGUCUUUAGAUAUGUUCUGGUUGCACAUGCAAGGAAGAGAACAUCAAAUCAAGGAAUCUCUUGUUAUCAGUCUAGCAAAGACACAAGAUGAAUGUGCAAAUUACAUCAAACUAAAGAAAUACAGAGAACAAGAAUCCAAGACUCAUUUCAGAAAAAUGGAAGAAAACUCUUUGGAAGCUCAUGGGUCCAGAGAAGUAGUUGAUUACAGACUUACAAAUAAAAUAUUUGAACAAAGAUUCCCAUCUGAUACUUGCCAGACAUACCCAGGACCAUACAAUAAUUCACAGGCAGUGAAAAACCAGUUACCUCAUUGCUUACCAGCUCAUUCAGAGAAGACAUAUGACUCAUUCCAAGAUGAACUUGAAGACUAUAUCAAAGUGCAGAAAGCUAAAGGACUAGAUCCACAGACUUGUUUUAGAAAAGUAAAAGAAAACUCAGGGGACUCUGGAUACAGAGAAAUGUUUGAUUCUGGACCCAGACAAAAAAUACAUGAGCAAAGCUUUUCAUGUGAGACUUUCCAUACCUACCAACAGCCAUACAAUAGUUCACUAGUGGAUGGUCAGUUACCUCAUUGCUUAUCAGCUCAUUCAAACAGAACAUAUGACUCUUUCCAAGAUGAGCUUGAUGCUUAUAUCAAAGUGCAGAAAGCCAGAGGUUUAGAGCCAAACUCCUGUUUCAGAAAGAUAGUCAAUACCUCUGUGGAAACUCAUAGGUAUGAGAAAAGGUCUGAUAGUGGACCCGGACAUAAAAUGUUUGAGCAAAGACUUCCAGUUGAAACCUUCCAGACCCACACAAAACCAUACAGUAAUUCCCAAGUAGUAGAAAACCAGUUGCCUCAUCCAGGUCAUGACAGCAAACAGACAUUUGAUUCUUUAAGCUAUCAACUCACCAGAGACGAUUUUCCAGAAAAACCAGUACCCCUGAGCUUUAAUCAUCAAGAAAAUAACUCUAACCCAUACAGCACAGAAUGCGAAGUUUACAAGCAUUUCUCAUUAGAAAACCAUACUAGUGACCUUCGAGCAGAUUAUAAACAGCGACAUCAGAAGAGACAACAGUAUGUGGAGAAAGGCAAAGAAAGACCAGAGAAGGAACAGUCCAAGCAUAAAAGGAAAAAGAGUUACGGAAAAGAUUUAGACAACGAGAAGAACAUGCAACAAAGCAAAAGGAAACAGGAUAAAAUCAGAGUCAGUUCAGGAAAGCUUAAGCAUCAAAAAAAGAAAAAAAGCCAUGAUGUAACUUCUGAAAAAGAACAUAAGCACAAGGAAAAGAAAAAGAAAUCUGUUGAAGAAAGGACAGUAGAGGAAAUGCUUUGGGAUGAGUCAAUUCUUGGAUUUUGAACUUUUGGUUUAUCCAAGGAUUAUUUAAAGAAAACGGCAUAAAUUUAGAUAAUGACAGGAGCAUCAAGUGAAGAAAAGGAGUGAUAGAUAAUGCUAGACUGGGAAAAGCUUAAUUGUGUGUGUGUGUGUGUGUAAAACUUUAAUUGAAAGAGGAAACAAACAAAAAAGCCUAAAUCUAGUCUUUGAAAAUUAACAUAAGAGAAAACUAUUGAGGAAAAGACAAGAGUCAAUAUUUUGGGGGAGCCUACUCUUGUAUUUUGAAAUUUUAGUAUUGUGUACCCAAGGAUAAAUUGAAGAAAUCAGUUAAGAAAAAAUCUUUUGACAAAACAAGUGCAUCGUAUGAGAAGAAGAAUAGAUAGAUUGUAGUCCAGGGAAGUAGAUUAGUCCCCUUCUUCCCUCUCUGUCUCCCUUCCUUUUCUGGUAAAAUGUGAAAUUUUAUUGAGAGAAGAAACAAACAAAAAAUCCUAAACUUAGCCACUGAGAUACAAGAGUAUAACAUAAAAAGUACAUGAGAAAAUAAAAUUAUUAAAGAGCAGAAAGAGCCAGUGCUUUGGCAUGAGUCUAAUCUUGGUUUUUACACUUUUCAAUUUUGUUGACUUAUAGUUGAAGAAAUAAGAAAGUUUGGUUUCAGUAAGUUUGUUUUAUUCAAAUUUUUCUCUGUGGACAGUAAAUUUCUAUUUUUAAAAAAGCCAAAUGAAGUAAAAGUAUUCAGUAUUCCUUUUCCUCAAAUAACUUUUCAUUCUGUAAAAAAUUUGAAAAUAUUAAAUAUUUCUUACAAAAGAAAAUAAUUUUCCUAAAUGUAAAUGAGGUUGUCUCUACUUUGUUCAUCAAAGUGCUGUGAUAGUGAAUUAUGUAUCCAUUUAUUUUAAAUUAGAGUAUUACCAAGCACUGCACUAUACAGCCAGACCACCCUGAACACUCCUGAUUUUGUUUGAUCUUGAAAUCUAUUUAGUGUCAGGCCUGUGGGAGAGCAGGCAUUAUAGAAUAGAUUCCUUUUGAGGUUUGUCUUAGUGUUGAUGGUAUUUUUUAUUGCUGUGUGUUUAUUUAUGUUUCUUGGUUUUCUCAAAGGAAAAUGUAUGAAACAAUUUCAACUGAUAUUUUUUGUUAAACACGAUGUGCAGUAUUUUUUAUUUGUAAUUCUGAAUGUGGAAAAUUAGUCUAUAAUCUUAGAUGAUACAUUCUAAAAGUUGUCAAAAGUGCUGAUACGAAAGUAUUGUAUAUUCUGUAAAUGUUUAUAAUAAAGUGUUUCAAUUUUUACAUAUUAUUUUAUGUAAAUGAUCAUUUUCCAUCCAAAGAUGAUUGAUCUAAGAGUAAUAGGGGCAAUAAUGGAACAGUUUGCACUUAGUAUUUUGGGGGAGAUCACACUGUCAAACUUUAAUAAUUUCAUUUCUUCUUCAUCUUGCACAGUAGAAGUUAGUAUUCCAUCUUGAACUCACUGUCAGGUUAGAAAAAAUAUGAUCAACUAAACACUUGCAACUAAAGAAGGGAAAAAUUUCAGUGGUAGAGGGCCAUGAAAGUUUAUUACUUUUAAAUUGUUUGAUUUUGAUUAAAUGUUUUUUACUCUGAUUUUCCCUUUAUUGCGAUCACCACUAAUAACCAUUUGCCACUGUGGUAUAGCACAAAAUGUAAUGGCUUGAGAAACCAAAUUAGAGUAUUCUGGUCCCAAUUGUACUAUAAAGUUGCUUUUUGAUCUUGUAAGAAUACCUGUAGAACCCCACAUGAAGUCAUGCAGCAAUAGAAAAAAUGGGUUAUAGUUUCUUUGCAUACUAAACUUAUCAAAAUAAGUAAAUUUUGAUGAUGGCAUAUCUUUAUUUUAUUCAAGGCAUUAAAUAGGAGUUUUUGAGAGUUGAAUAAAAUAAUGCAAAUGUGCUAAAAAGUAUUGGCUGUAUUCAUAUGUAAUAGAAUUAAUAACACCAAAGAGUGAGAUAGUCCUCAAAUCAAAUUUUUUCUUGAGACUUUUCAUGUAAGAUUAUUUCAGCUGAGCGUACUGGUGCACACCUCUGUAAUCCUCCUCACUCAGAAGACUUGAGAUCAUUUUGGGGUACAUAGGAAGUUUAAGGCCAGCCUGUAAUACAUAUUAAGACCUUGUCCCCAAAAUCCAAA